Molecule: messenger RNA, 16305 nt
Organism: Poeciliopsis prolifica (blackstripe livebearer)
Lineage: Eukaryota; Metazoa; Chordata; Actinopteri; Cyprinodontiformes; Poeciliidae
Gene: rnf213a
Product: ring finger protein 213a
Exons: 67
Coding region: 562-15744 (5060 amino acids)
Biological process (GO): negative regulation of non-canonical Wnt signaling pathway; sprouting angiogenesis; ubiquitin-dependent protein catabolic process
Cellular component (GO): nucleolus; membrane; cytosol
Molecular function (GO): ATP hydrolysis activity; ubiquitin-protein transferase activity
Source: RefSeq, a predicted model, not a curated record
UGCCCGAGCGAAAACACGUCUUAACCCAGAGCAGUCAGCAGUCAGUCACAUUGCAUGCAGCAGAGAUGGUGUGCAGACCUCACUGAACUGGGCAGCAAGGUGAAAACUGAGGACUCACUCAGUUUGUGACACAAGCCUGACGAUGAAGUGUCCACAUUGUGACUAUGAUAUUUUGGAUAAGAAAUCCAAGUUUUGCAGUGAGUGUGGCUUCAAGCUUCCGGCCACAACUUCAAACACAGAAGACACAGGAAAUCAGCCUAAGUCCCUGAUUGCAAACUCUGAAAGCAAAAUGGAGGAAUCAAACUCUCAGAGAAACGUCCAUGACACAGAGAGCAUAGACUCCAAUAAAUCUCCCAAACGACCCAAUGAUGAACAACUCAACCCAAAGAAAAAGGUGAGAAAGAAAAAAAGAAAAAAAAACAAAACAAGAAGGGUAACAACAUACCUUCAGACCAAGAUCAGAGCCAGUCUGACCCGUCACUCGUGUCUUUGGAAGACAGUCAGAGGAAGGUGACACAAGGAAGAGGAGACACCAGUGACAGUGAAAGCUCAGAUGCCAAUAUGGAGGAAACGACAGACUCACUCCAAGAUGAUCCCCGCUCACCCCUACAGCAUUCAUUACCAGCUAAUAGCACAGCAGCCUCCUCUAAAAGUACAGUGAUUGAAGAACCUGUACCUAUAGCUGAGGACACUUCUGCAAGUCAGUCUGAGGAAACCAAAGCGAAAGAGACUGAUGCCAAUAAGUCAGUUCAGGAUCAAACACCUGAGAAAGGAGCAGGUGAUGUUUCAACUCAAGCUUCAGCCUCAACAGACAAGCAGAUCCCCCAGUCAGUUUCAGCUGAGGGGGCAAAGCCUGCUGAUUCUAAAGAGCAAAAGGGUAUCCCAAAAAAUUCAAAAAACAAGAAUGAAUCUGUUGUUGCCGUAGAAUCUAGACUGGACAAGAAUGCAAAUUCAAAUCCAAAUGCAAAAGAAACACAGCAGAAGGCUAAAGGUCAAGAUGAUCAGAAACAGAAAGGAAAAGGUCAGCAGGACCAGAAGCAGAAGUCAGCACCAUCAAAGGCUGAUAACUCAGGCUCCACUGUGGAUCCGGAAAAGAACAUGGAGUCUGAGAACAGGCAGAAUGAAGUUUCAGGUAGUGAGGAGCAACAAAGUCAAAACAGUAAGAAAAGCACAAAAGCCAAAACUCCAGCAGCACCACUGCCUAAAACGCAAAUUCAAAACAAAAACAUUGUCACACGAGACAGGCUGACAAUUUGCUUCCAUGCCGUUCUUUCAAAAGAUUUUAAAUUUCAUCCUGAUGAAGAUCGAAUCUUUAUCAGAGCUGGGAAACCUAUUGCAAACAGCUGGAAUGAAGAUGCAGCAGAGCUGGAAGUAACCAGGGAUCUUGGAGAACAUGGUUAUCUUGUUGAAGGAAGCCUCACAACGAGAAAAUCCAAAGUUGUGUCUGAGUCCAUAGCAUACAAAUAUGUUGUCUAUAAGAAACAAAAGAAGAGUUAUGAGUUUGAGUACAUAUACAAACUAGACUCUACACAUCACUAUAUCAACAGGUGCUUGUUUGUGAAACAACACCUCAUCACUGAUGAUGGGGACUGGCAUCAGUAUGACGACAUCAUCUGUGCUGAGCCAUCAAAGGGCAUGCUGGCUCGCCUCAAGGAUAAGCUUUGGCCUGAUCAACGUAAAAGUCUGAUUCAAGGACGAGAAAUUGCUGCCGAUGUGAUGCUGAAUUCAAUAUUUGAUCUUCUGAUGAGCUGGAGUGAUACCAAUGUAAAAAGUUUUCAAAUUCAGCUAAAUCAGUUUUUCCAGGUUUAUGCAAACCCUUUUGUAUUUGAGGAAAAGGAAAAGAAAUGGUUCUCCUUACACUUUGGGGAAGACGAAGUGAGGAAGAUCCUGAAAGAGUUCAUGCUGACACACGUGAUCCCUCAGCUCCAGGAUAGGGCUGAGAAAAAUCUCUACAUCCCAGACCACAUGAGAGCAGCUGUGGUCAUGCUUCAUGUGUGGAGACAGUACAAACUCAAACUUGAAAAUUCUGAGCUCUUCCGCCUCUGUUCUGCACUGUGUUUGCCUGAACUAGAGAAGGACAAAUUUCUUCAGUUCUGGGCAAAUUUUUCUCAAGCUGUUUCAGUAUUCAAAAAUUUGCCAGAAAUGCUGGUGGAUCUCAUCAAAAUGGUCAAAAGUGCUUCAAUGCCUCACUGGAUUACAUUACUGCCACUCCUUCAUCUGCUGAGAGGUACCAUAAAGCCUUUUGAAGGAAAAACCUCUGGAAACAGAAACUAUAGUUUGUCCUGGGCAGGUUUGGAAGGCAUUGACUUUAACCAAAUACACUUUAACAUUCAAAGCAGGAAAGAACUUAUGAAUGUGAUGAAGAAAAACAGUCACUUGAUGAAGCUGGAUCCACUUUUAGUUCGGUCCUGCUUGUACUUAAUGCCACUUGAGGAACAGCUGGACUGUAGCUCCAGCGUUAAACCCGAGCUUCUGGACAUACUUUAUGUUUUUACUAAUAAGGUUCCUCACGACAUUACUGCCAGCAGCUCUGAGGAUGUCACUAAAAUUCUUGCACACAUCCAAGAGCAUCUCAUUGAGGAAAAAUACAGCGGCUUCACACAGGCUUACAGGAAGGAAUGUCUGACAACUGCGAUGACGUUGUUAGAGAAGCUCUGCAAAGGAGUCAAACCAGAAACGUCUACCCAAAACUUUCCACAGAUCCCUGUGGCAGCGACAAAUCUUCUUGCUUUAGUUUCAGAUUUCUUUUUGUCUAACAAGGAACAGGAGUCUGAGGAUGCAGAUGGAGAACAGCAACAUGCAAAAGACUUGGUAAUCUCUCAGGGGAUGGAAGUAAUGAGAAACUGGGUGAAUCGGUCAUUCAAACAAAAUUUACUAAAGUGGAGACUAACAAGCCUUUACUCAGCAAAAACAACGGAACUGGAGACAUGGAACAACAUUAUUUCCAUUAACUUCAAAGAUAAAAAAUGUACAAAAGAAUGGAGGGAAACAUUUAUUAUGGACUUUGAGGGCAAGUUCAAACAGGAAUCUUCACUUGAUCAAAUUGAAUUCUACUGUAAAAAUAUAGAGGAGUUUAGUGAUUGCUAUCCACAUGUUGCUGGGAGCAUUGAGAAGUGUGCUCUUGAAGCCGUCACGACUUUGUGCCAGACUAGGUCUGAAGGAAAACUGUUUGAGAGGUUAAAUAUAAACUGGAAGUUCGGGAAGCUCAUCUCUGCAAUCAUCCAAAAGUCCUGGCCGAGGGAUGGUCAAGGAAAAUAUCAGGAGGAAGAAGAAAUGGUUCUUCAGCACCUCCUCUCCUGGACUGCAGCUAAAGAUAUUUUUCACCUAUAUGGUGCAGACACAAAGCUGAUUGAAAAGCUCUCUCAAGAUGCCAGAGACCGAUUGGCUAUAGCCAUAUCAGCCUUCACAGCCAUAAUCAAUCAGCUGAUACAUGGAGACAUUAAAAUCAGUCUGCUCAACAUCAUUCUGGAGAGGAAAGAUGCCUUCUUAGAUUUGCUGAAGAUCGACUGCCUCACAGAGAAAGAACAACACAGAGAUCUUUCCAAAAUGAAAAGGUUUUUGCAACACAGAGCAGAAGAAGUGAAGUCUGUGUACCACGAAAAGGAGCUUGUGGUUGUCAUAUUAUCAAUGAGCCACAAACUUGAAGAACAUAUGAGAGUUGAUGUUUCUGACCUGGAGGACAAAACACAAAUCAACAUUGAGAUGAUGCCCUUGAACCAUUUCAUGGAAGUUCAUCAUUUUGACCAAGUGGCUACCGCAAUGUCUGGAAUUGUUACCUUCUUCAGCCUGGACGAGGAAAUGAGAGACAUGGCAACAUUCCUAUACAAAUUCAAUGAAAGUAUUGUCCUAAAAAUGUGUUGGGAAAAAUUUGCCAUACAAAUGGUCAGAGACGAAACUGAAGAUGUGGAUGAGGAGCCCUCUGAGGAGGAUAUUGAUGCCACACCAGAAAUGAUAUAUGAUGAGAUCUACUUGCCUUGUAGGGAUGAAUACAAAGACAUCUACACUCGCUUAAAAAAUGGAAGCAUAAGACUUGAAGAAGUCGAUCAUCUUUUCAAAGCCUACAAGGACAAGUAUGAUGAUCUCACUCAAGAGCUUGAUAUCAUGUCCAAACAGGAUACAUCUGAAAACAAACAGUGGAUUCAUCAGAGGGUCCAACAAGUCCAGCAAUAUCAUGAGCUUCAUCUCGCUGUGGAAUCUGCUAAAGUUAUUAUGAUGGUCAAAGACACACUUGGCCUCCAAGGGGACUUCAAGGUCUUGGAAACGCUGACGGACAUUAUUCGUCAAGACUUCAAGAGAGAACCACUAAAUAGGAUUGAUAAUGACUUGAUGCAGGCAAAGAUGGUGCUGGUUGACAUCACAGAGCCUCGCCGGUUGUGUUUGAAUGAACUGGGACACAAACGACCCUUUGUCAGAUGGGUAAAGGAUGCCCUAGAGGAUAUCAAUGAGUUGAAGGUGUUUGUCGACUUGGCUUCUAUCUCUGCUGGAGAGAAUGACAUGGAUGUGGAUCGUGUAGCUUGUUUCCAUGAUGCGGUCCUUGGUUACUCUUCUGUACUUUAUGAGCUCAAAGCAGACGCUGGUUUUCGUGCCUUCAAAGAUGUGCUGAACAAGCUCUGGAGGGCUUUGGAGAAUGACAACAAUUUGCCAAAAAAACUGCGUGACAGUGCACGUCACUUGGAGUGGCUAAAAACUGUGAAGGACAGCCAUGGAUCAGUGGAGCUAUCAUCUCUCUCAUUGGCCUCAGCCAUCAACAACAAAGGCAUCUACCUAAUCAAUGCACGGGAUGUGAAAAAGUUGAGUCUUGAAACGGCCCUGAAGUGUCAGAUUCCAGAGGAGCACGAUGAAGGUCAGCAGAUGCGCUGCUACUCUCUUGAAGACCUGAGGGAGCUACAAAACAAACUCAUGCUCAUGUCUGGAAAAGGGGACCAAGGGCAGAAUGAAGUUGAACGUUUUGUAGAGGUUUUUGCCAGUGUUCAAAGACUGACAGAGGCCUUCAUUGCUCUUUACACUGCUGGAAAUCCUCUAUUCAGAUACUGGGAAGUGCAGAUUAAUUGCUCUUCAAGUUAUGCUGAACCCAGCAUUUUGAUGGAUUUUAAUUUGGACAGGGCUCUUAGUGUCAUUGUGGAGGGCAGCCCAGAGGAGCAGCUUCCUGAGCUCUGCAGAAAAAUGGAGAAAUGUCUGGAAUUCUGGAUGAACUUUGUACACAAACAGAGAUCCCAACAAUAUUUCUUAAACUACUACACUGCUGAGCAGAUUGUCUACCUUUGUAGCAAGCUGACACAACAAAAUGUAAACAAGGUUGAGGACCAAGUCCUUAUGAUGCUUUCCUUUAUCAAGCCAAAUUGCACAUCCACAGAUCUGAGGCAAGUGUGGCAUGAGCUCCAGUAUGAAAUCAUUACUAAACCCCAGGAUCAAAAUGAGGACAUUGAGUUUCAGACUUUUGUUGUGGUGUCAACAAGUGACCUGGAAGAGUUUACAAGUGAACUGGAUCCUUUGCAAAGUCUUGUAGAAAAAGCAAAGGGUCUGCAGGGAUUUGAUCACAUAUGGAAUGCUUACAUGAAAGAUAUGAAGAAUUUUCUCCCAGACAUUCUUGAUAUAAAAAGUCUUGGCCGAGUGUUAGAACUACUGGCCAACAAAGAUGAUGAAGAUGAAGAAGAAGACAUUUCUGAUGACAGCAGUGGACAGCUCAUUAACAGGCAACUGCCCAGAGGUUUUGUUAAUGGAAAGCCAAAUCUCAUUGUUUGUCCUCAUGAUGAUGCCUUGGCGUCCUGCAUCUCAAUUUACAUGAGCAGCGAAGAUGAAGCUCUUCCAACCUAUGAUGAAGUCCUACUGUGCAACCACUCGACCCCAUAUGAGCAAGUGGAGCUGUUCCUCAGACGCUGCCUUGGCAAUGGCUACAGGGGACAAAAAAUAUACUCUUUGGUAUAUGGAGAUCUCCUGAGUUACGAUGUGAGCUCUAAAGUUGAAAACUUUUUCCAGCUGAUGAAAAUGCAAAGCAGGAAGGAUUACAGGCUUGUUGUUAUUUGUAGCUCAGAGAGAGAACAUGCCUAUCUUCCAUCUGCCUUCAGCCAGUACAGGUUGCACAUGAUUCCCCAAGAGCCAUUAGCAAGGAUCCAGCAGUACCUGCAACAACACUACACUGUCCCAGCAGAACAGUGCAGUGCUGCAGCAGCUUUUAAAGAUAGACUGUGCGUUGGUGUUGUUUCAUCUCAAAGGGCUGGUGUUGGUAAAUCCUUGUACAUCAGGAGGAUGUAUGAAAAACUUAAACACUCUACUAAAAAGCAGUCAAUGUUGAAAUGUAUUUGCUUGAUUGAACCUAAAGUUGACGAGACUGUCAUCCUUCAAUCUUUGCUUGACACUCCCAAAAGGAAAGAACUCAUUAUCUUCCAUUUUGAUGUCACAUCAUCGGUCCAGAAAGGACUUCCAGAAUUCCUAUUCAAAUUGUUGAUUCUGCGCUAUUUGAUGGACUCUGAGGGGAAAAUGUGGCGGUGCAAUGACAAGCAGCUGUAUGUCAUUGAGAUUUUAGAGCCCACUGUCAAGUCAACGGGAAAUGCUACUCGGGAGGUACAAACAGCAAGUAACACUUUUUUGGACAUGUUUCCUAAAAUCUUCUGCCGACCACCCAAAGAGGUCCUUAUGCUAGAGAUGAGACAGCAGGAGAAUCCUACUAUUGUGAGCAGUGAGGACCCACUGAUGGAUGAUAAAGAGUUCAGGAGUGAGGCCUUUCAGCGGCCAUACCAGUACUUGACACGGUUCCACAACAAAAUCGAUCUAGAUGUUUUCACAUAUCAUGGUGUUGAGGGGUCACACGUAGAAUGUCUUCAGAUGCUUCUCAUGUACUGUGGGGUAAUGGACCCCUCCUGGGCUGAACUUAGAAAUUUCACUUGGUUUCUUAACCUUCAACUAAGAGACUGUGAGACGUCAGUCUUUUGUGAUGCCACUUUCACUGGAGACACACUAACUGGAUUCAAAACCUUUGUGGUGGAUUUUAUGAUUCUGAUGGCAAAGGACUUUGCCACUCCAUCACUUAGUAUCUCUGACCAGAGUCCUGGCAUGUCACAAUUUAAUCUGGUUGGUGUCCGAGAUGAAGACCUGGCUCCUUUUCUCAUCAGAAAAAGAUGGGAAACAGAGCCACAUCCAUACAUCUUCUUCAAUGAUGAUCACACCUCCAUGACCUUUAUUGGCUUUCAUCUUCAACCCAAUGAUCAGAACUUUGUUGAUGCCAUUGAACCCACCUCUGGAAGGGUGAUCAGAGAGAAUGUCAUGACCAGAGCAUUGUAUGAAGGCUUACAGCUCCAAAGAGUUCCUUUCAAUAUAGACUUUGAUAGUCUCCCAAGAUGGGAGAAAAUAGAGCGAAUCUGCAAUGUUCUUGGUAUCCAGUGGCCUCUUGACCCUGAUGAAACGUAUGAACUUACCACAGACAACAUUUUAAAGAUGCUAGCUAUCCACAUGCGGUUCAGAUGUGGCAUACCUGUCAUCGUAAUGGGAGAAACAGGCUGUGGAAAAACCCGGCUAAUAAAAUUCCUUUGUGAAUUGCGAAGGAGUGGAGUUGCAACUGAGAACAUGAAACUGGUCAAGGUUCAUGGAGGGACAACUUCAGAGAUGAUCUAUGGUAAAGUCAGAGAAGCAGAAAACAUUGCUUCAAUCAACAAGCAAGACUAUGGAUUUGACUCUGUCCUCUUCUUUGAUGAGGCCAAUACUACAGAGGCUAUCAGCAGUAUCAAGGAGGUCCUUUGUGACAAGACUGUGAAGGGAGAACGUUUAACACCCAACUCAGGGUUACAGAUUAUUGCAGCAUGCAAUCCCUACAGAAAGCACACAGCUGACAUGAUUCAAAGGUUGGAAUCUGCUGGUCUUGGGUAUCGAGUUCGAGCGGAAGAGACUGAUGAAAAACUGGGGUCUAUACCUUUGCGCCAGCUGGUGUAUAGAGUUCAAGCAUUGCCACCAAGCAUGAUUCCUCUGGUAUGGGACUUUGGACAGUUAAAUGAUCACACAGAAAAAAUAUACAUCCAGCAGAUUGUGCAAAGAGUCACUACAAGUAAAUCAAUAGAUGAAACCUACAUCAAAUGCAUCACAGAUGUUCUUUCAGCCUCACAGAAGUACAUGAGAACCAGGAAGGAUGAAUGCAGCUUUGUCAGCUUAAGAGAUGUAGAGCGCUGCAUGCAAGCUUUUGUUUGGUUUCAUGACCACCAUGAGAUGUUCUUUUCAGAGCUUCAAAAAUUUGAAGCUACUCAAAACGAUGACAGAAAUGAACGGCAACAAAGACAACCUGAUGUUCAAGACCCUGUUCUGUGGUCCCUUGUCAUGGCCAUAGGAGUAUGUUACCAUGCCUGCCUUGAAAAUAAGGACAAAUACAGACAAAAAAUCUGUACCAAAUUACCAUCAUACACCCCAAUGAGAGUAAUGCAUGAAAUUUCACUCAUGCAAGAUUUACUCUUGAGUGGUGUUCCAAUGGGAGAUACUAUUGCAAGAAACAGUGCCCUCAAAGAAAAUGUCUUCAUGAUGGUUCUCUGCAUUGAGUUAAGAAUCCCCUUGUUCUUAGUUGGAAAACCUGGAAGUUCAAAGUCCCUUUCCAAAACUCUAGUAGCAGAUGCCAUGCAGGGGCAAGCUGCUCAUUCUGAACUCUAUAAGAUGCUCAAACAGAUCCAUUUGGUAUCCUUUCAGUGUAGUCCUCAUUCGACACCUGAAGGUAUCAUCAACACAUUUAAGCAAUGUGGCCGCUUUCAGGAAGGAAAAAACCUCAAUGAAUAUAUUUCGGUUGUGGUUCUUGAUGAAAUUGGGCUGGCAGAGGACUCUCCAAAGAUGCCACUAAAAACUCUUCACCCAUUGCUGGAAGAGGGAUGCAUUGAUGAUGAACCACUACCGCACAAAAAAGUUGGAUUCAUUGGUAUUUCCAACUGGGCAUUGGACCCUGCAAAGAUGAACAGAGGCAUUUUUGUCUCACGUGGUGACCCUGAUGAGAAAGAGCUCAUUGAGAGUGCUAAAGGCAUAUGCUCGUCUGAUGUGAUGGUCCUUGAGAAAGUCAGGGAUUUCUUACAACCAUUUGCAAGAUCCUAUUUGAACAUUUGCCGGAAACAAGGGAAAGGAUUUUUUGGCCUACGUGACUAUUACAGCUUGAUAAAGAUGAUCUUUGCUGUGGCCAAGACCUCUCAACGAAAACCUGCAGCAGAGGAGAUUGUCAAGGUUGUUUUGAGAAAUUUCAGUGGCAGGGAUGAUGUUGAUGUAGUUUCUGUCUUUACCCAAAGACUUAAAAUUUCUCCAAAUUUGGAGAACAUCAACACCAUUGACUUUGUGAAAGAAAACAUUCAAUCAGUUGGACAAGAUGAAGAGUGUCGGUACCUUCUUGUGCUAACAAAAAACUAUGCAGCCCUACAGAUCCUACAGCAAACAUUCUUUUCAGAAGGUGGUCAACCGGAAAUUAUCUUUGGAUCUAGCUUUCCAAAAGACCAAGAGUACACCCAAAUCUGUCGCAACAUCAACAGAGUGAAAAUCUGCAUGGAGACAGGCCAAACAGUUGUGCUUCUAAACUUGCAGAAUCUCUAUGAAAGCCUCUAUGAUGCUCUCAAUCAGUACUACGUAUGCUUGGGAGGACAGAAAUAUGUCGAUCUUGGAUUGGGAACCCAUCGUGUAAAAUGCAGAGUGCACAAAGACUUCCGGCUAAUUGUCAUUGAGGAAAGAGAAGUGGUCUACAAACAAUUUCCAAUACCUCUAAUUAACCGGCUGGAGAAACACUACCUUGACAUCCAUACUGUCCUUAAAGCUGAGCAGAAAAAGAUGGUUGAAGAACUAGGGAGAUGGGCAAAGCUAUUUGUAUCUCUUACUGGUCAGCAUGCUGGAGCAGCUGAUAUGUACAAGUACACAAUCCCUGAUGUUUUCAUUGGCUACCACUCAGACACCUGUGCUUCUGUGAUUCUUCAAGUAAUAGAGGAGCAGAAGGACAAUUUGGAAACUUCAGAUUCUCAGAGAGGACUGCUUGAUCAGGCCAAACUCAUACUUCUCAAAUGUGCUACACCAGACUCUGUGGUACGAUUGGAUUGCACGGGCCUACCAAAAGUGGAAAGUCAACAUAUGGCCAAGGUGUACUUUGAGGAACAAAGCAAUAGCUGUUUAGCUGACUACAUCCAUGCUCACACAAGACAGGAAACCAAGAUCAACACAUUCUUCACAGAGGUGACCACAUUCUCCAGACUUUUGACUGCAUUUGACAUGGAACCUCUGGAGAAAAUGUUUUAUAGCGUUGAGCUUCUCUCACUUCAACAGUUUGACACAGAACACUCCUUCCUAAAGAAAAUAAGGAACUUCCUCACAACUGAAAAUGGAGGAAGUAUGACUGGACCCUGUAACCGAAUCCUCAUUAUUCAGUGUGAUUUUGAUGAACCCUGUAAGAGCACGAACCUGAUUGCAUCUGCAAAGUAUUCAUCACUAAAUGAGAUCAACAAAGUUACACAGGAGAGUACAGGAAGUAGGGUGUUUGUCUACUUUAUCACAAGGUUGCCAAGGAUGGAAGGAGGGACAUCUUACAUUGGUUUUCAUGGAGGACCCUGGAGAUCAGUUCAUAUUGAUGACCUCAGAAGGUCAAAGGACAUUGUUUCAGAUAUCAAGACCUUGCAAAACAUGAAAAUCAGUCAAAUGUUUGAAACAAAAACAACUCGGCCUGAAGCUAUGGAGACUGAUGACAUGUACACUGAGAGUGUGCAACAAGAGUUGGAAGAAAACGACUUGGAUAAUGUUGUGGAUACCACAUCAUUGCUCCGGAGCUGUGUGCAAACUGCUGUUGGUAUGCUGAGGGACCAAGUGACAUGCGGCUUUCGCAGUACUCGACGGGUUGAGAUCCUUUUAACUCUCCUGAGUGACACUGAUGAACUAAGAGGUGAAUUUCUUCAAACUGUGAAGAAGCGUCUUCACUCGUUGUUACUGAUUCAUGAUGGGAACACGUUCAUGAAGAGCAACUGGGUCCUCAAAGAGGCUUCAAACAUUGAUGCUUUGCAGGAAGGAGGCACUUUCAGACACACCUUAUGGAAACGUGUUCAAGCUAUGGUGGUCCCCAUUUUGGCACAUCUAGUGUCAGUGAUUGACCGGGACCAAAACAUGGAUCUCUUGCUUGACAAAAACUGCUCUGAGGCAGUGAAAAGAUUGUGGUUGGAUAUCUUUGGCAAUGAAAAACUGGUGGAAAUCUCACACCAAGCAAUCGACUCCAGCUCUGAGACAAGAACAAUCCUUGUGCAGAACUACAUUCCUCAAGAUAGAAACAUAGGCUGCAGCAUGCCCUUCAGCUGGAGAAUUAAGGACUAUUUGGAGGAACUUUGCGUUCAUGUCCUUCAGAAUGAAGGACACAAUCAACUAAAACUGAUUGAGAUCUUUUGGAAUACACCACUUGGGCGUUACAUUGAGAAAGCUGAUUCAGAGACUCAAAUGGAGUUUUACCAUCGCUACCUUCAAGAUUUUAUCUCCAUGUCGAUGAAUGUCACUGCUCCAGAAGAUCUGCAGCUCCUCUGUGGUGCCUUGAAUAGUUGCGUCAGUGAACUACGACUACAGCUGAACGACACAGAGAAAAUGACUGCUCUUCCAUGGGUUCAUGCUGCUUAUAACAAGUUCAAAAACCGGCUUCAGAACCUCUCCAGAAUUACAUGUACUGAACCCCAGGUGACAAAAGACCUUCUGGGAAACCCACAUGCAGGAGACAGCGCUGAACUUGUCCUCGACGUUUAUGCUGCUUUUGCUUGUUUGGAGCACCUGGAGCCCAGAGUGCUGGACACUGAUGCUCAAAGACAAGCGUGGCUCAGGCAGGUGAAGAAACUUCAAGUUCCCAUUGAGCUGAUCUGUUCAGAAGACAGUGUGAGACAUUAUGGAGAGAGGAGCAAGAUGAUAGUCCUCAGAGUCCAAUCUGGAUGGAAUCGCAUAUUUUCUCUCUCUUUGUUCGUUGAGCACAUGUUGAUGGAAAUUGAACAGUUGGACACGAAGCUCACACCUGUAGUGUUGGAAAAUAUGCGAGGGCUUGGCAAGAUUCUUGAAAAAAAUUCUGACGUUAAAACUCAGCAGAUUUUCGAGGCUGUAAUUGGUUUGCUGAAAAACUGCAAAGAUGGAGCUGUGGAACGGAUUUUCAGGUUCGGUCAUAUGGUAUGUCCAGUUUGCAUGGGAGACCCUCAAGAUCCACUCUGCCUAUCAUGUAAUCACAUCUACUGUGUAGCUUGUAUCAAACAGUGGCUAGUCCCCGGUCAGAUGUACUGCCCGCUUUGCAUGCAGCCAGUUGAGGAAAACUUCACCUUGGUUCCUUCAAAUGAGAUGAGGGUUCGUGUUAGUCAGCAUGCUCAGUUCAGGAAGCGCUGCAACGCUUUCUUCAUAGACCUGGUGUCUACUGUGUGCUUCAAGGACAACUCUCCGCCAUCUUCAGCUGUCAUCUUUCAUUUGCUGUCUUUUCUCAUGGUGGAGGCCAGCCCGGUUCCCUUGCUCAGAGCCAAUCGACAAAUGCUGACAAAAGUGCUUUCUCCAUUUGAUGACUCUGCUGAUAAAAAUCCGGUUGUUCGGUCAGUGGUGCUCAAACUUCUGAUGAAGUACAGCUUUAAUGAAGUGAAAGAAUAUCUGCAGCAACAUCUGGUGGCUGUUGAACAGAGCAACAUCUUGGAUGAGACAGACAAAACUGAACUCUACUGCAUGUACAUCAACUGUCUGGAGGAUUCCAUGUUUGAAAGGCUCCAGUUCAGGUCUGCUGCAGAUCAGAAGGCGUAUUAUCAGAAUGAAAGUGCCUUUCUGACUGACUUUCUGCAAACACACGGUCAGCAUGCUGAAAAACCAUCUGUGGAAUAUCUGCAGCAGUUGGCCAGAGUGCGAAUAGACCUGGACAGGACUGCUAGUCUGAUUGUGGAAAAUUUGAGAGAAACAGGCUUACCUGAAGGUGGUCAUAAUGGAGCCGCAGCCUUUCUGGACAGUGUGGUGAACCUGUGCAGGCGGAGUGGGAACGAUUGGUAUCGUGUCUAUUUGAUACGCAAGAUUUGCAGCCAAUAUGGAGUGGAGUUUGUCCAGAAACGUCUUAGGCAGGGUCAGAUGAGUUGGCUCUUCCCUGAAGAAGUUCAGCUCCAGGAUGAGGAGACCCCCCCAGUAGAUCACUAUCUUGUCUGCGGAAAAGAUUACAAGACAAUCAGAGAAGCUGUUGCAAAGACAAUUAUGGAAGGCAAAGUAGAAGGACUGGAUGAGGCCUGUGAGGGCUGCAGAUGUGUGCCACAACUGAAAGCAGUUUACCUUCUUUUAGCACUAUACAGAGAAAUCACCACUCUUUAUGGACACGCUAAUGAGGCCUUCCAUCCCAAACUGCAGCAACUUGAAGCACUUUCAGCUUACAUCCAGACAUCCAAAAUUCUUGCCAGCCCAGAGGUGAAGACCUUUGCUCAAGACCUGGUGGCCAACAAAAUGGGGCCUCUUUCUGUCCGCCCCGGUAUCUCUGGGGCCCAAAUUGUAGCAGUGGAAUUAGCUGUUCACUUAGCUGCUGUACUGCUCUCUGGAAACCAGGGGAUCAUAGCUCCCCUUCAGCAGCUGGCACUGACACCUGUCAACAUGCAGACAUCGUUUUUGCCCUCUAUGCCAGAAGAUAUAGUAGCAGCAGCUCAACAAGCUUUGGGUACCGUGCAGUGGUACCGUUGUCCAAAUGGUCAUCCCUGCACCAUUGGGGAGUGUGGCCAGCCAAUGCAGACCAGUCGUUGCGUAGACUGUGGUGCUGUAAUUGGAGGAAAUAACCAUAUGCCUGUGGCAGGUUUUCAGGUUCUUGGAAUGCAAGGUGACCGCACCCAGACAGGCCACAUCCUCGGUGAGCCAAGUCGCCGGGACAAUCCCGAUAUGCUGGACACAAAGGACAUGUCUCCUGUUCCCUUUAAUGUUGUCCGGAUGCUCACUCACAUGGCGAUGCUGCUUGGGGCCUGUAAUCAAACACAGUUCAUCUCUGCAAUCAUCAAGCCUCCAGUUCCAGAUCCUGCUGCAUUCCUACUUGAUCACCUGAGAAAAGAUAUGGAACAUCUGAUCAAAUCACUGGGAAAGGGGACCGAUGACACAAUCACAACAGUUCACCUGAUAAUCAGCAGCUUGCUGGGACCGCACCAGCAACAGAGAUGGCCAGUUCCUUUUGACAAUCGACUUUCAAAUAAAGAGGCCAGAAACGGAUGGGAGUCGGAAAUGAGCAAUGCUGUCAUCACACCUCAGCUAAAGCACUUGGAUAGACAACUAAAAGAAGUGAAUGCCUUCAUCCGGGCAGACUCUCGGAUCUCUGCCAACCCAAUCAUGAAGCUGGUGUAUGGUGACCCUCGUCUGUUUUUGACGUCUCUGCCUGCGAACUCUCUGCUCCACUGUUCCGCUGUGUGGAGCUGCAGGGAGAAAGUGUGUGUGCUGAGCCUGACUCACAUCCUAGAGCAGAACGAUGGCAAAGACGCUACGCCUGUGCUUUGGAGAUUUCUCCACAAGGAGGCAGAGCUCCAACUGGUGAAGUAUCUCCCUGACAUCCUCACACUGCAGAAGAAUCUGGUGAAGAAGUUUCAGAACAUCACUGAGCUAACCUACGAGACAAUGAAUGAAUUUCUUCGCAGACAGAAAGCCGCUUCACUUAAAGCCUGGUAUGAGAAAUACAUCAAAAUCUUCCUAACAACCUGGAACCAGCUUAGAGUGUCUCUGGCAACCAAUGGUGAGAUUAAAAUCCCAAAUGAGUUCUGCCAGAAGGACCUGGACCUGAACAGUGACUUCAAGGUGCUUUUGCCUCAGCGGCAGGGCGCAGGCCUGUGCUCCACGGCUCUCAUCAGCUACCUGAUUGCUCUGCACAAUGACCUCAUCUACUGUGUGGACAAGCAUACUGGAGAGGAGACCAGCUACAAAGUGAGCCCUGCAGAUCUCUCUGAUCUGCAUGUUAUCCGUUAUGAGCUGGAGCGGGACUUGAUGCCCCUGAUUCUGUCCAAUACUCAGUACACCAUCGAGAAGGGCCAAGAGACCCUUCAUGAAUAUGACUUGGUCAAGAUCCAGCAGCAGAUCAUUUCACGCUUUCUGCUUGGAAAACCUCGAAUCACUCUCGAUGGUAUUCCUACACUAGUUAACAGACACGAUCGUGACUACAAGAUAAUCCUCAGAGAUGUUAAAACCAAAGUCAAGCAAGAGCCCCUGCAGACCCUCACCCUCUUCUCCGUCGCUGGGGAGCUGCACUCCUACAGCGAGGUGUGCGAGGCCUUGUCCACGCUGGAAGUGGCGCUCGGCUUCCUCGCCAUGACGGGGGGGGAGCCUCACAUGCAGCUGUCCUGCUACGUUGAGGAAGUGCUGCAGAUGGGAAACCAAGUCGCUCAGCAUAUCGUCAAGGUUUUCAGCAUGUGUUGCCUAAAGCAUUGUGUUGCUCUGUGGCAGCUGUUGGUUUCGCUUAAAUCGGAAAACAUGCUGCGGCUGAAGAGGGACCCAUUUGUGGGAGUCCCUGAAAAGUACAAGCAGCCUCUGGGAGAGGAAGAGCACAGGCUGCUUACUGCCUUCUUCUCAAGGAACAGUGCUGACACUUUCCUGUUAGAAAUGCACGAGUUCUUGGUUCUGGUUCUUAAAAAGUCCAAUGAUCCUGAUGCCUACAGGCCUGACUGGGGCUUGAAAGAAUCUUUAGUGUCUUACAUGGAACAAAAAGACAUGGACAUACCUCCAGAUGUGGAGGAGCACUUCCCAGAAGAAAUCUUGCUGUCCCACUAUGUUGAAGCCUGGAAGUUCAUCAUUUCUUUUAAGCAGGAGCGUGGUCAGAGACAAUGAAGAGAUUGGGAACAAAAGUGCUAUUUUUGCUGCCUUUGUACUUAAAUUCAAUUGCUCUUGUUAAAUGACAAUAUGGUUGUAUCAUGUUUUUGCACAUAAAUCAAAAUGCUGUGCCUUUUUAGGAGCAGAGAGCCUUGAAAUAAGAGUGUCAUUUACCCUUAUGAAAAUCUAAACUUUGGUAUGCUUUUUGUUUUGCAUUUCUCUCAAUGAGGUUGGGAAUAGAUUUUUGCAGUUUAAAUUUCUUUAAUUGUACUUUACUUCUUUACUCGCAAUAAGAAUAAUUGAAGAAAAAAAAUCUCAGGUACAAAAUGUAGGGGUAGAUAUGGAGAUGUAAGCUGAAAACAUCCCAAACCCUUAAAAAUGAAUAAUAUAUUUCGCCUGCUUAUAUUUGUUUUACCACUAUUCAGUUUUCUAAUUCUAUUUCAUGUUUACUCCAUUUUGAACUCUGCUGUCAUUCCAUUUUUUUCAUAUAAUAGUUUUUUUUUAUUUAGAUUUGCUGUUUCUCAGUGGUUUGAUUCCUAAUUGCAUUCGUGUUCUUAUAACAAUGUGACAUAAAAGGCA